AUGUCGAGCGACUCUAGCCGCAAAGAGCGCUUUAAGCGGCCUAGGUAUGCUGCAAGGGCAUGCAAAGAGUGUAAACGCAGGAAAGUCAAGUGCAACGGAGAAACUCCCUGCCUUCAUUGUGAUCGCUACGAGGUCCAGUGCCUCUAUCCCACGAAGAACGUCUCUGUCCCAACCGAGCGUUCGUCGGACAUCGAAAUGAUCAAUGAGAAGCUCGGAUGGCUUUCAGAACAGGUCAGCAUCCUGGUGGCGCGAGACGGGUUUUCCGAGCAAGGGGACAAACCCCGGCCCCUUUUGGGAUCGGCUUCGAUAUGCUCGCCUCGCUCGAAUCGAACUCUACCCUCGCCGGCACCGGCGUCACAGUUUCUAGUAGGUCAGUUGCCGAGGGACGUGCGGAAGCUACGUGGUUCAGACGAUUCGGCUUGCUCACACGGCACUGUCGAUGUGACGGACGAUUUGUCCGUUGGUCACACAAGUGUGCCCACCAAACAAGCAUCAUCUGCUCUGGGUGGACUUGCCGUCACAUGCCACCCUCUCCUGGCGAUCUCACAGGCAGAGGCCUUGCGUUUGAUCGAUGUCUACGAGGAUGAAUGCGGAUCCGUGUAUCCCCUCAUUGACAUUGGCCAUCUCCGGUACUUCGCUGCCAAUUUCUACGCCAGUGCCAAUGCGUCGCGGGAACCUGCCACCUGGCGCACCUUCCAGGUUGACCAAUCCUCGAAAGGAUCACUCCAUACUCUGGAAAUCGUGCUUGCAAUCGGUUUGGUGAUUGAAGGCGGUGGUACAACUGACCUGGCCUCUGCAUUGGUGGACGAGCUGGAAGCCGAGAUUGACCACCGCCCGUCUGGAGUUUCCGUCGACAUACCUUUCGCGGAGAUUCUGACCCUCAUGAGCCUUUACCAGUUUUAUCGGGAAGAGGAAGUCCUUGCCUGGAGAACUAUCGGCCUCGCCGCGAGAAUUGCCUUGGAGCUAGGCUUGCAUCUUCACGACCCCCCAUUCAGCACCUUCCAGAGCACAAGGGAGCGGGAACGUGCAAACCGACUGUUUUGGUGCAUCUAUUGUCUGGAUAAACGCUGGAGCCUCGGCACAGGACUUCCGUUUGCGCUCCAAGAGGCUGAUAUUGACCCAAGUCUUCCAGAACCGCAUGAUCCACAUCCGUAUCUAUUCACGAGCAUGAUAGCCUAUUCGAGGAUCGGAUCGCAGAUACUGAAAGCCUCGUCGGGAGCGAGUCACCUUCGCCAAUUCGGAACCAAAGAAGAUAUGGCUUUCCUCACAUACCAGGUGCAGCAAUGGUAUAGUUCGCUUGACUCCGAACUUCGGAUCGAGCCUGGCCAGGAACUUGCUCUCAAGACCCUGUCUCCUGCUCGCAACCGACUAAGAGUUCUGCACUAUCUACGGAGGAACCAGCUCCGCAUGUUGAUCCAUAGAGGAGCGCUCUUCACCACGGCCUCCAUCAAGGCGGAUCCGCAAAGCGCCAAAACUGCUGUUGAUUUGGCCAAAGACACCAUUACCCUGCUGGACCAGCUGCGCAACACUUCUGACAUCUACAGCUCCCACCCGGUCUGUUUCAACUACUUCCUCUAUUCCGCGCUGACCGUGAUCUUACUUGCCGCUUAUCGCGCGCAGGCCCAGUUCCAUGAGUACUGUCGCGAAGAGUUUCACGUGGCUCUUGACCUGAUUGGAGGAGUGUCGGCAAAGUCAAGUGUGGCUAGGAAGUUGUGGAAGAUCAUCAAGCAUCUCAAGAUCAUUGGCCCUGAGACGGGCAUUCUUCCUUAUAUGGACACUCAGCAAGACCAGUCGAGACAGGUGCAAGUCGCUCAACCUCAGUUGAACAACAGCGCCGACAGAUACCUCGAGCAUACCAACAACACGCAUCUCACAGAGGAGGCACUCAAUGUGUGUGCGAUGAACGGCUUUCCAAGCUCCAUUCCCUACGGUGAUCCCGGCCUAUUCGCUGGAGACCAUGCCGUGGAUGCCACGUUACUCAGCUCGGAGCUUUCCGACCUCUUUCAAGCCAUCGAGCCGACAGGGUUCGAACAAACGCCAUCACAGGUUGUGGGCGCGCUUCCGACGUUUCAAGCGGCACACAAUUUCUCGAGGAGCGUCUGGAACGUACUCUGA
Cladophialophora immunda is the source of this 2115-nucleotide messenger RNA. RefSeq lists its product as uncharacterized. Gene Ontology annotation, cellular component: nucleus. Bases 1 to 2115 code for a protein of 704 amino acids. NCBI's taxonomy places the organism in Eukaryota, Fungi, Ascomycota, Eurotiomycetes, Chaetothyriales, Herpotrichiellaceae. The record is from RefSeq and is a predicted model, not a curated record. Gene Ontology annotation, molecular function: RNA polymerase II cis-regulatory region sequence-specific DNA binding; DNA-binding transcription factor activity, RNA polymerase II-specific; zinc ion binding. The transcript is spliced from 5 exons. Gene Ontology annotation, biological process: DNA-templated transcription; positive regulation of transcription from RNA polymerase II promoter by galactose.